Penicillium cosmopolitanum is the source of this 1572-nucleotide messenger RNA. Its product is annotated as MFS multidrug transporter. Lineage: Eukaryota; Fungi; Ascomycota; Eurotiomycetes; Eurotiales; Aspergillaceae. The transcript has 5 exons. The record is from RefSeq and is a predicted model, not a curated record. Gene Ontology annotation, molecular function: transmembrane transporter activity. Gene Ontology annotation, biological process: transmembrane transport. Gene Ontology annotation, cellular component: membrane. The coding region runs from base 1 to 1572 and encodes 523 amino acids.
AUGCCAACGAUGUAUACGGAAUCGCAAGGAUCGCGGGGUAGUGCAUCGUGGAUUCCUUCACAGUCGCUAUGGGACAAAGUAACGUAUCGGAGCUACGACACACGGGUUGAGGAUGGGAGGAAUCAAGACCCGGAAAGAAUCCCAAUUUUGCGACAGUCCGGUUCGUCACCGUCAAGUGAUGCCGACGAGAGUUCUCAGCACAGUCCAGUUCCUAGCGCAUUUGCAGUUACUACAACCGUCUGCGUGGUAAUGCUAAUACUAGAUAUCGCCUCUUCCGUUCCAAUAGCACCCCGCAUGGUCAUUUUUGAGGAUAUAAUUUGUCGUGACCACUAUGAGGCGUGGCGUGAUAUUUCAAAAAUGGGAGACUGCAAAAUAAAUGCAGUUCAGGGCGAGUUGGCUUUGAUAAAUGGAUGGAAGGAUACAUUUGAAAAGAUUCCUGCCUUAUUGGUGGCAAUUCCUUAUGGAAUCUUGGCUGAUCGUGUUGGACGUAAGACGGUUUUGAUCCUUGCCCUGAUCGGAUGUCUGUUUUGUGAUACUUGGGUGGCAAUAGUCUGUCUUUUCCCACGGGUCUUCCCGCUCCGCGCGGUAUGGGGGUCUGGUAUAGGACAGCUGAUCGGAGGAGGUGGCGCAUCGGUCAUCGCUAUGUGUUAUACUCUGAUCGCUGAUGUUUGUGCUCCUGAGCAGCGCACCGCUGCUUUCUCUCAAUUAUACGCUGCUGUUCUCAUCUCGGAGUUGGUAUCUAUUCCACUUGGAUCUUCUCUCAUUUCACUGGAGCCGUGGAUACCAGUGCUGGGAUCUUUGGGGUUCUUGACCCUGGCAAUACUCUUCGUGCUGUUAUUCGCGCCCGAAUUUGCCAACUCCGCUCACAAACGCCAAUUUCCGCAAGAUGAUAGUCCAUCCCAAAGUCUGAAAUACGUGCCUUCGAGAGGGAUCGGGGAUCGGUUAUAUCACACUGUGGCCAAAGUGGGCGAAAGUUUUCAAUUGAUUACUAUGAGCGUCUGCCUGAUGCUCGGCGCCUUGUUCCUCUGCCAGCUGAGCCGGCAGGUUUCUGGCAUUCUUCUUCAGUACAGCUCCUUUAAGUUCAAUUGGGGAUAUGCAAAGGCCUCCUACCUCAUUUCCCUUCGUUCUGGGGUAAACCUCCUCGUCCUGGCUACACUAAUCCCAGCACUUAAACGGCUUUUUACCAAAGUAUGGCUGUGUCGUCAGGCACAGUCCGAUAAAUACAUUACCCUAAUCAGUGGCGGGUGUUUGGCUCUUGGGUCAUUUAUUAUCUUUCUCGCUCCUUCUCCCAGCUUUCUCAUCAUAGGGCAGAUCCUCUCUGCUGUCGGAUUUGCUUUUAUUGUUACUGCCCACAGUUUCUUGACUGCCAUGGUUGACCCACAGUAUUUGGGUCUUGCAAACACCGCGGUUUCAGCUACAAACUCCGUUGGACAUAUGGCCGGAGCGCCCCUUCUGGCUGGUAUAUUUCAGUGGGGAUUGAGUCUUGGGGGAUUCUGGGUUGGAAUACCUUUUCUUUUCAUCGCGGUAUUGCUAUCGAUUGCCACACUAGCCGUGUCGAUUGCAAACGCUUAA